Messenger RNA from Psylliodes chrysocephalus, 4401 nucleotides. The record is from the annotation of a GenBank genome assembly. NCBI's taxonomy places the organism in Eukaryota, Metazoa, Arthropoda, Insecta, Coleoptera, Chrysomelidae.
AUGGGUCGUCGCGACACCAGCAAUACCGACGACCCCCACCAACAGCGCCCUCUACCAUUAGAUUACCCAACUUUAACGCCGGCCGCUCGCAUUUCGACGCCUCGCGCCAAAACGUCCACGGCGAAACGACGACGCUCGAGUACGGCGUUGCGACGCCGACGUUCGAGCAUCGCUCCUUCGACGGCGCUCGGACGCAACAGUUUGGACGGCCUUAUGGACGCCGAUAAAGAGAAUCGGUUUACGUCGACGCCGAUCAAGACGUCCGCGGAAGGAGUUGGAGCUCUUCGAGACGUCGGGAAUUUGACGCCUAAAGUUAAGGACAAGCAUUGGGAGUCGUUUCUAGAAAAUCACAAAGCCCUUUCAGCCCGAAAAUGCAAAAGUGAAAAAAAAUCUCGCACGCCGCUGAAUACCCCCAGACACCACCACAAAAAGAAAAAAGAUUGCCUCAGUUCCCACAAUGAUUUCCUGGUAAUAGACAGUCAAACAAGCAAUUAUUUCAGGCCAUUCGAAACUGUAGAUUCCCACAUAGAAGGAGUUAAGAACGACUUAUGUGCAUGUAAAAAUAGUAGUUUUAGCAGUGUUAGGAAAAAAGUUCCAGAUACUUAUGCACCAACCUUACCAACUUUUACUUCUGAGUAUUCCCCAUGUGCUAUGAGAACGACGCACUGCUUAGAAACAUUGAUUAGAAACAGUUCUAAAAAAUUACCUACCACUGUUAACAUUUUGGAUGAUUUACCUCCAAGUAAGAAACAAAAAAUUGAUCACGUGACCGAUUUUUUACACCAAAUAUCGUUUUUAACCACGCCGCAAAAUCCUGGUUGUUUACCAGGCCUAACUAUUAAUGAAAAUUACGAUAAGGUUACACCUCUAGUCAAAAAAUUUCUAGAUUUUAAGUUUAAUAAAACGAAAACUGUAAAUAACAAUGAUUCUUCUUUUAUAAACAAUCUUUCUCUAGAUAAAAUUGUGGAUGCCUUAUUAGACACGAGUGAUGACAGUAUUAGAGCGACUGUUAAAAAUGAAUUAAAUAGUAGUAUGGUGGUCAACGUAGAAUCUGAAAAUGAAAAUAAUAUAAAUGAAGAAGAGCAGAGGCUUCAAAUUGAGACUGUUAGCGAACAUUCUUCGGAUUCAGGUUUCAGAUCGUCAACUAAUGAAAACUCGCACAAGUUAGAUAACAAUUUUCUUUGUAAAUGUAAUAACAACAAUAAUAAUAAUGAUGAAAAAACUAUUAUACAAAUCAAUGAAACAUACAACGAACGAUGUGUUGAUGACAGCAGUAUCAGAAAAAGGCCGUCAAAUCAAGAAUUUUCAGAAUUCGAAACUAAAAAAAUACUGUUAGACAACUCACAAGAUAACAAUAAUUUUACUUUAAAAAGGCAAAAAGGUAUAAGAAGAAGGAAACCUUUCAGUACGGAUAAAACAAAUAAUCUAUACGACUCUAGUAAAAUUGAUUAUGUAAAUACUCCCAUACAAAAUUGCUAUUUAGAAAAUAAAGAAAUCCUAGGUGAUACUUAUGUUUUGGGGAAUACUCUUGAUGUAGGAACGCCCAUCGAAGCUUACAGGGGCAUUAGAAAGUGUCUCAUUUUUGAUAAUUCUAGUAAGACGAAUGAUUCGUCAAUUUUUUCUGAAAGUGGAUCUACUAGCAAAUUCAGUAUAACUGAUGUGAGAGGGUCCAUGGAUUUGAAGAUUUUUAUGGAAGGAGAACACCUUUUUGUACAUAUUAUUAGCUGUAAGGACCUCUACAGGCCGAAUGGGGAAAAAUUAAACGCUUACGUUAAGGUUGCUUUAUUUGAUCGUUCGGAAGACAACCGCCGAAAAAGAAACGGUCUUCUACAGAGAACACCAGUACAACGGGACUCUACUAAACCCUAUUUCAAUCACACCUUAAAAUUUCCUUUAGCUGAAGAUGAUUAUCAAAAAAGGUUGCAUCUAGAAUUGUGGCACAGGGAGCGCAGCACAAGAACUAGUGAAUUCCUGGGAUGUAUGUCAUUUGAUGUUAGCGAUGUUAUUGAAGAGAGAAUUAACGGCUCAUAUAGACUUCUACCUCAAUCUACCGGUCGUUCGACGAACGUGCCGAUAACACACGAUCUACUAGCAAUCAGCUUUACCGAGAACAGUCGAAAGGAGGCGAAAAUGUGCGAGAGUCAAUCCAGCGUCGAUGAACUAAUCAGCCUGGACGAUUUGGAGGGAGAUCUAAGAAGAUCGACAUCCAAAACUGUCUUAAACGAACAACAAAAGUACGCCGAUGAAAAUUUAUUUCUAAGAUAUCUGGAACUAGACCCAACUGAUGGUCCGGAUGCCUCUUCGGCAGCAACUCAAAGAAAGGCAACAGGAAACAAAAAUGGCAGGACUCCGUUCACGUGUACAAAAAGGCUGACAAAGCCUCCGAAGUCGGGGUUUGGAUUCUCAGUCGUUUGGACACACCCCCCGAGAAUAGAAAGGGUGGAAAAGGGAUUACCUGCUGACAAAGCGGGAAUCCUUCCGGGGGAUUACAUCAUUUUCGUGGACAAGCAUAAUGUGGUCACGAUGCCGGAGAUUGAUAUUUUGAAUCUCAUAAGGUCUUACGGAAGUCAAUUAACCUUAGAAAUUUUUCGGCGGAAUCCAUCGCGAAAUGGUUCAGUUCCCAGUGUAAAAAGACUGUCAAUGCCAUUAGCGACCUCCACCACGCUGGGCAGUACCUCUAUUCUCCCUGUCACUUCCUGUUCGAACCUAGUACAACAACAACGAAGACCAUCCACCGUUUGUUCGACCAACACUGUAUCGGUGGAGUACAACAGAAGAAAACUUCACUUGCCUCAGGUCACGUUCAGUGCAGAGAAACCUACUAACAAUCCAGAAGAAAAUAAGAAAAAAGCUAUCUAUCAAUUAAUUAGUAAAGAACAACAGUACGCCACUGGUUUACAAUUCGCCAUCACCAGAUUUGUUUCUGCCUUAGCUGAGAGAAAGGAUCUUAUCACCUCAGCCGAACAUAGAAUGUUAUUUCAAAACUGCGAAGAGCUUCUUCGAAUAACCGAAGACAUUUUAGACCACUUAGUACAAGAUGAUGGGGAACCACAAAUGCACCUCUUGGCCAAAACCUAUUUUUCCAAACUCCAAGAGCUAACGAUGGCGUACAAACGAUACUGUUCAGGAAUUAAAAAAGCUGACUGCAUACUUGCAAAUAAGACUAAAAAUUGCAACUCGGAGUUUUCUAGAUUUCUUCAGGUGCCUCAAAUACCUAGGAGAAGGCCUGAUAUAACAACUUUUAUUCACAAACCCUUGGAGCAUUAUAGGGAAAUUUUGAGGUUGCUUUUAACGAUACAGAGUUGUACCAAACCCAAUCAUGAUGACUUUGCUGUGAUAAACCAAGUAGUACAUGACUUACAGUUAACUUAUAGAGAAAUUACUUCCGAAGGCGGACUGAUGGAACCUUUAGGAGAGGGUAGACCUUUAUUAACAGUACAAGAUUUAGAAAAUAGGCUAGUUUUUACAAAAUGCAAACCCUUCGUAUUAAACAAACCCGGAAGACAAUGGAUCUUCGGCGGUGACCUAGCUCGAAUCGAGGGUCGAAACGUUCGCCAAUAUUGGACUUUGUUGUUUAGUGAUAUGUUGUUAUUUGCCAAAGCGUCUAGAGAUCGUGUUUUGUUUGUUAUGGAAGACCCUAUACCCUUGGCUCAUAUAUCUGAUAUGUUUUUUAACGUUAGGAAAAAAGAUACUGAAUUUAGGAUAAACUUAAAUCCAGAUGGUAGAAACGCGACUAGUCCUACAGUUCAUUGUGGUCCUGAUUUGUCAAGGACACCAAAGAAGAACGCUAGCAAAAAAACUGUGAUUUUAAGGGCUCCUACCCCUGAAUUAAAAGCUGUAUGGCAAAAUUUAUUACAAAGGCAAAUCUUUCAGUUGACGUCAGGCAUGGACGGCAGCUCUCUUAGUUCGCCAUUAGAAUCGCCUGAAGUACCGCUCACUACAUCAGUGGUCACAUUGCAGUCGGCAGAGUCGCUAUCGAUACGUCGCCAGGUGCGUCUAGACACUACCAAACCCUACACGCAAACCAAAAUAUUCUUAGACAGAACACAAGAGACCACUGGCGCCAAAACCGAUCCCGAAAAAUCCCAAAUACAACCUCAAAUAUCCUUAGAUAAGACUCCCGAUACUCCUAGCGCUAACAUUUCGUUUCAUUCUUCUUCUGACUUAUCUCAGGCUUUUACUUCUCACUUUACUUCUGAAGCUAGCUUGUUGCCUAAGCAGAGCACACUUCCUGAAUACGCUUCUUCGCCUUCUGCAAUUUUGACACCUAGUACUGAGGUUUAUGAUGAUAAUAGUGAAGAAACGGACGAAUUUAGAUUUGGGGAUGAACCCUGGGACGCUAGUCAGUUCAAUUACGAUAUGAGCAGUUUAAAUAUCGAUGGUUUAUCACAGAAAAGUUAA